This is a messenger RNA of Cyclocybe aegerita, 570 nucleotides long. NCBI's taxonomy places the organism in Eukaryota, Fungi, Basidiomycota, Agaricomycetes, Agaricales, Hemipholiotaceae. The record is from the annotation of a GenBank genome assembly.
AUGGAACUUCAUAUGGAGUCGGAGAGGAAGAAAACCUUUCUUCCAGCACCGUCCACCGCACCGCCAGGUCUUCACGAUCCGAUGUCUACUCUUCAGGUUCCUCCCAAAACCAAUCCCGGAUGCGCUGUUAUGGCGCGGUUUCCUGUGCCACCGUUGUACAGAUCCAGAACAUCGGACGGCGAAACAACUGAUCUCCUCAUCUUCGGAUUCUCAAUCACCAAUAACUUCUUGCUGGACUUCUGCGAGAGGAAUCGCCUUGCGCCAAAUGAGGAGGACGCGGUUCGACGUCUGUACAAAGCGCACCUUCACAUCGGGUAUACAAUUGAACGGAAAUUCGACGCGCACUGCGUCGACCUCGUGGAUGACGACCCUGAUCUUUUCAGUCGAGAGACUUUCUGCGUAGCAGUCACCUCGAAUCGAACCAACAAGCACCUCAAACGCAUGCAGACCUACCCGCACCUCGAGAAGCUUGCUGAAUUCUUGGGCCUGCCUGUAGAUGCAGCGGAGUGGAUGUAUCCAGACCGAGCUGACGCCCUCCAGGUGAUACAAGACGGUAUUGGGGUCAUCUAG